Molecule: messenger RNA, 801 nt
Organism: Hyaloscypha bicolor E
Lineage: Eukaryota; Fungi; Ascomycota; Leotiomycetes; Helotiales; Hyaloscyphaceae
Exons: 1
Coding region: 268-747 (159 amino acids)
Source: RefSeq, a predicted model, not a curated record
GGACCACUAGCUAAUAUCAAACCUUCUCUUAGUUCGAGGCCAGACUCCCAGCCAGAAAGUUCCGCAAAUACGUGUGCGUUGGCCCGCUUCGGCUUACGGAGGAGAAACUUAGCAGGACUGGCAGCAAGGAGAAUGCUGAGCACGAUGAGAAGGUAUGAACAAUCGAAUCCUAGCUUUGAGGUGAUGGUGGACUGAAUUCGUGCUCUGAUAGGCUAUAACGACGGAAGCUGUUGAGCCUGUUCAUGAACCUGGAUUCAAGCGAGAGUGAUGUCGUGCAUGACUUUAACUGCCGAAGGUUGUUUGAGGAGAGACUUGAGUGGUUUCCAUGUGCCCUGUAGCAGCAAUCGAAUUGAUGUAUCUCUUUGCCUAGGGUUCCCUUUCCCAGCACGUGCGUCUUUCCUCAAUGCAAGCCUUCCGGUGCUUCUCAAGAGAACGGGUCUAAAUGACCGUGUCCCACGUAAUCAGCAACGACUACUUGACUUCCAUCUCCAGCUGUACACAUUCUUGCCUCAAAGUGGUCUCCAUAUGUUAUCUUUGGAUGCUAGCCCCCCAUGGAACAAGACCGAGAAAAUCCUAAUGUACCACCACUUGAUGAUCGGCCACAGGAUUCGAUUCUUCAACAACUCGCUAAACAUCCAGAGGGACCGUAGCAAAGAAAGCCCCAUCAUAUACAGAGGGGACUUAGGUCAAACAAGAUGGCUCGUGAAUGUUCCAACGGCUGCCGGGAGAAUGGCGGAUCCGCUUUAGAAAAUAAUAGUCAUUAAAUUGUUACUUUAAAUUUGGCUUGCCUUCCCCCAGCUU